Molecule: messenger RNA, 2052 nt
Organism: Ceraceosorus guamensis
Lineage: Eukaryota; Fungi; Basidiomycota; Exobasidiomycetes; Ceraceosorales; Ceraceosoraceae
Exons: 3
Coding region: 1-2052 (683 amino acids)
Source: RefSeq, a predicted model, not a curated record
AUGGAUGCCUCCGCGCUCUUCGACAGUCUUUCCCAGGCGGAGGCUUAUCCUAUUGCGCCGUCAGAUGCCUUCGAUGCUCGCUACGCAUUGUUGCCUCCUCCGCCACCCAUCUACCUCUCCAGUCUCACUCCUGCUGGCCAGCGAGGCCGGCUGCCCGACUUUGACUCGACCCCCUUCCCAGCAGUAGCAGCGAGAGCUUGGGCCCGACGGAUGUUCUUCUUCAACCUCGAGCGAGCGUGGCCACACCUAUAUUUCACGACCGCCUGCAUUGCCUUGCUCGUCCUCAUCGUCGGAGCCAUCUGGGCAAGAAGAAUAUGGGAAAGAAGCUGGUGGCUGCUGAGGGUCGUCAAGAAACCCAAUGGAACCUUGAUCGUGCCAAAUAGUCUCAUCACAUACACUACAUGCACCGGUGCCUUUGGCGUCCUACUGAUUGCUUGGAUUUGGGAACUGUACGAAUGGAACAUGAAAGGUCAAAGGCCAGCAUUGUGGGUGCCUUGGAUCCUUCUGGUGUGGACGCCUUUGUUUUCGGCCGUCCACCUGGCCAGUUGGGGACUCUUUCAUAGUCUGCCAAACGUCUUCACCACGUCAGCUUCCGGAGACGUGUCUGUCAAGCAUCGCAGCUGGGCGUUCAGGUGCAUGACCCGACCCGCCACCCUGAACUUCUUGGGAGGCAUAUUACCAUUCUUUCAGGCGCUGAGUGUCAUUGCACCUACCGUUGUUGCGCACGUCCAGUACAUGCGAGCUCUGAACGGGUACUAUCGAUGGGAAAGGGAUUACGCUGAUGCGACUCAAGUGAAUCAGCAAAUGCUACAAGAGGUUCAGCGCAUCUGGUACACCUUCCUGGACAGCGCAAAAGUUACGUCGAUUGUGUUCCUCAUCUGGACCAUCUGGGCCGUCAUGCUCUUUGUGGUUUGGUCUAUCCUCAAUUAUAGACUGAUGAACGUAAUUUCAGCCCAGCUCAAGCAUAUUCGUCAACUUGGCCGACGACAGGCCGAGCAAGCUGCCACAGUCCAAGCGCGCGAGCAAGCUACCAGUGUAGCUCCCGAGCAGCCGGCGGAUCGUGGCGCAGAUGAGGCUGGACAAGAUCAUGGCGGCCGAGGUGUCAUGUUCGGCAGCAAAGCAGACGACGUCAUCGAUAAAGAGUACGACGGAACCUUCAACAAGACAGAGUCGGACGCUCUAGCAAGUGACCACGGCGACGCAGCUUUGAACGGCAAAGAGGACUCAAUCUCGCCGGUCGGUAAUGGCGAUUCGGACGUCGAGAGGCAGCAUCGCUGGCGCACGAGAUUGCGGGGUGGGCUGCCGCCUUACAGCAGGCGCGGAAGUGCUCUCCUACCCAAUGCACGGGGUGAAAGCGAGGAAGAUGAAAAUUUCACCGCGGCACAAAUCGCUGCCGAUGAGCCCACGACCACCUUCUUCCCGCCCGUGCGGCCGUCGCGCAUUGUCAGGCGGCAGGCCCCUCGCGUUCACGGUCGCACUUCGCAAGGCAACACCAAAGCGCAGCGGUAUUUGCGCUCGGUCCUCAUUCAUGUGGCCAUCCAAGCUGUUGCAGUAACACCAGCCAUCCUUGGCUUUGCAUCCCUUGCGUGCUGGCUUUGCGUGCAGACGUAUAAUUCCUUCGAGAAUGCCGACUUGCACUUUGAUCGCACAGCGAGUACCGCUCUGAUAUGGAUGGCGUGGAUGGCGAACAUCGGCGGCACCAUCACUCUCGUCGCGAUCGCACAAAGGACCUAUGAGCCUGUCCUCCACUUUGGGUUGGCGCACGCUGGUGGCUCUGGCUCGCAUUCUUCUGGUGCCAAGCGCCAAGCUGCAAAGUCCUUGGAAGGCAGCAAGGGAAGCAAGGGUCGUCGAAUGAGGAACGGCAGACCGAUCAGUAGGAUUAUCAACGCGGGCUCUCGCUCCAACGAGAAUGACGAUGCGCCUGCCGACAACGGUUACGGCGUCACUUACACAACGUUCUUUGAGUCUGAAACCAUUCAGCGUCCCGCCAAAUCCUUUCCACACGGCGGCUCCGAUCUUCGACGCAAUGAAAGCUCAGUUGCAGCGAAGUGA